Pangasianodon hypophthalmus (striped catfish) is the source of this 3732-nucleotide messenger RNA. Its product is annotated as polymeric immunoglobulin receptor. The coding region runs from base 287 to 1882 and encodes 531 amino acids. Lineage: Eukaryota; Metazoa; Chordata; Actinopteri; Siluriformes; Pangasiidae. Gene Ontology annotation, cellular component: host outer membrane. The record is from RefSeq and is a predicted model, not a curated record. The transcript is spliced from 8 exons.
GCAUUUGAUCAAGGAACUGCAGAGUCCUGUAAGAGCAGGUCUGAAACAGCGGGCCUUGCUCAGAGCUACGGUAAUCCCCAGCUCAUGAGGUUUGCAGCUGUUUCUUACUCGGUCAGAAGGGGAAGUGCUUACUGCAUCACUUACCUUAUUAAGAUACAGACAAAGACACAAAGACAUGGCACAUUCACAUAGCAAGACAGAGAAAGUAACAGUGUGUAAGAGAACAGGAGCUUUAAUAUCUUUCUGAAGUGGAGCUGGUGUGGAGAUUUGUGAGUGUGAACUCAGAAUGAAGAUCCUCCUCAUCUUCACCCUCUGCCUGAUCUCAGAUGGCAGAAGCUCCAAGGAAGUAAGAGGAUAUUCAGGAGGAGGAGUCCAUAUCAAGUGCAAGUAUGAUAAAAAAUACACAGAAAAACAAAAAUAUUUCUGUAAGGAUUCAUGGCUAGUUUGUUCUGUCCAAAUAAAGACAGGAAAUAAAAAUAAGUGGGUAAAUUCAGGAAGAUUCUCUCUGUUUGAUGACACCAAUUCAACGGAGAUCAGGGUGAUGAUCAGAGAGCUCAAUAUAGAGGACACCGGGAAGUACCAGUUUGGAAUUGAUAUAGGUUGGAAGAGAGACAUUCACACACCUGUGGAACUGGAAGUAAAGGAAGGGGCCAUGAUCUCUAAAGAAGUGACUGCAUAUGCAGGGGGAGGAAUCAACAUCAAGUACAGAUAUGAGGAUGAAUAUAAAUACAAACCAAAAUUUUUCUGUAAGAUUGGAACACAUCAGUGGUGUUUUAAUCGAAUAACAACAAAACUAAACAGUGAAUUGGUACGGGAUGGCAGAUUCUCAGUUCAUGACUACAGAAGUGCAGGAUUCUUCAGUGUGUUUAUCAGCGAGCUGAUUACGAAGGACACUGGAAUAUACGCGUGUACUGUUGUUGUGUCUGAUGAAAUCGAGAUCUACACUGUUGUGAAGCUGAAUGUAAGAGAAGAUCUGUUCUAUGAGAAGUCCAUCAUGAAGACUGUCCAUGUAAGAGGAGAUUUGAAGGUCAACUGUAAAUACCCAGAAUCCCACAGGAGUGACCCCAAGUUUCUCUGCAGGAGGCUGCAAGAGUCUGCUUGUUCUUAUUAUACAACUGUUAAAGAAAGUAGAAAAUAUGUAAAUAUGGGGAAAUUGUCCCUGUAUGAUGACAGAGCAAAACAAAUCUUCACUGUGAGCAUUAGAAAUGUAACUGAGCAGGACUCUGGUGAAUACUGGUGCGGAGCUGAAGCAGGUGUGGAGUCGAAGGUUUAUUUCACACAGAUCAACCUGACAGUUACUGAUCCACGUGUUUCAGUUUCAACCUCAAAGCCAACACAACCUUCAUCAUCAUCAUCAUCAUCAUUUACACCAUUACUUCUCACAAAUAAACACAAAUCCUGGCCUACUCCAGCCUUUCCUCCAACAGGAUUUCCAGCUUCCACUAAGAUCACUGUGUCUGUAAUUCUGCUGCUGCUGCUUCUGAUUGGAAUCUCAUUCCUCACUUUGACUCUACUAAAGAGAUGCAAGAUGCAAGGCACAGCUUCUACUGGCAGGAGUUCUGUCCAAGACUCAGGAAACAACCAAGGGGUUUCUCUUGAUGUCCGUGAGUUCGAGGAGAUUAAAGACACCAGACACCUUUCUGCCUCAGAUACUGGAACUUCCACAGUUUACUCUACUGUUCAAAAACCCACGAUCCCCUCUGAUCCUCAAACUGUUUACACAAACACUGAGUUACCUACAAGCCCAUGUGAUUUUGCACAUACUGUUUAUUCUACUGCUCAACUACCCACAAACCCUCCUGAUCAGGACAUCUACUCCACAGCUCAGUUACCCCCAAGUCUCUCGGCUGAGAAAUCUGCUGAAGGUCUGACACAACAGUGAGUUUUCAUGCCAAUGUCACCAGCUCUAAUAAUGCCAUUCCAAAGAUUAUCUUUAAGAAGGAAGAGGUUUCAUGUGACUAUGCUUCAGUCAGUCAUGUCUUUACUUCAUGUGGCUAGUGUAACACUUCUCCUGGGUUGGGUCGGGAAUGAGGAGGCGGGAGGCAGGCUGAGGACAACUCCCACCUUUAUAAUGCAACUGCUACCAGUCAGGAGGACAAAAGCUUACACACACUUUCUGGACACAUGGACACAUGAAGCCAACCAACUACAUGCUGCAUCACAGGGCAACACACUUGGAAGGAAAACACUAUCUGCCUCUUCAGCAUACCUGAGUUCACAGAUGCUCACAAUUGGCUAGUGUCCCUGUGAUUGACAAGGGAGAGACAGCAGGCCACCCCUCCCACUCAGAGGGUAUGUCCAAUUUUGUACUUACGGCUGUGGCAUCGUUGGGAUCUGAACUUAUGAUCUCCGGACAAUAGGGUGAACGCUUUUUCUUUUGCGACACUCCAUUUUGCAUUUUGGACCAAAAUUCUUGUUUCUGCUUAGAAAGCUCCAAGCCCAUAGUAUGUGCCCACAUGCUACUCUGUAUGCUAGGUGAAAAAGUUUUUUUUUUUAUAUUGAUAAUAAUUUGAUUCACUAAAAUAUUGAAUUUCACCAAGAGUGAUGAAUAAUAAACACAUUGCUACAUGUAAUAUAUAAACGUUUUACAGGAGGCCAUGCUUCCCAUGGAUUCUUAAAUCAGUCAGCUGUGGUUUAGCUCUGAUUGGCAUUGCAGACUGACAGUCUGACAGAGGGCUGUCAAUCAAGCAUUCUCAUUACAAUAUUAGACCACACCCACCAAGAAAGUCAGGGUGGGCCUGCUCAGUGAAUUCACCUGGUGGUUGAGCAGUAUUUAACCCUUUUCUGUCUUGUUUUUUUUUUUUUUUAAAUCUUUUAGCUGUUUAAUAUACAAAUUUGGUAUCAUACAAGCAUUUACAUAACUGUCCUUGGACACCCAAUGUUUAAACCAAUGAUUAAAAUUCACUUUAUUCAGCAGCUAAUAUGCAGUAUUUUUAGCAAAUCUACUGUAGCGUUAUUAAAGCAUAUUGUAGCAUUGUGUAUUAUUAAAUCAGGCAUUAAUUUGUAUAACUGCAAGCUCCUGUGCCUGCCUGUUAAUGUGGUGCUUGAUGUUUUGUUUUAUUAGAAUAAGUGUUUGUUGUAAGAGAAAUGUGUUUAUGGGUUGGCUGUGUUAGUGUUCAUGUUAUUAUGUUUGUUCUAACUACCAUCCAACACUGGUUAUCCCUAUCCUGGCAAUUCUGGAACUAAUCACCCAGCCUGUGCUUGUGCUGUUAAUGUGAGUUUGCCAAGAAAAGAGCAAGUGCAUUGUUUUACCAGUGCUUCCUGGUCAAGCUUCUUCCUUGCCGACACUACAGUAUGAAGUUACAAGGGUGAGGAAUAUAAUUCUGGAGCAGACAACAGCAGGUGUUUUGGUGUUGCAGGACAACAAUAAUACUUGAGAGGCUAUCACUGUUGACUUACGCUAUAGCCUACUGUCUAGUGAAUUUUUUGAGUAUGCCCGUCAUAGACAGUUGAGAGUCAACAACAUACAGUUAUCUAGCAGACAGUCGUUUUGAAUGGUUUUAGAUGUACCCUUUGUAAUAAUCCAGCUACAACCUUAGCUUAAGCCUUCGCCGGGAGUGCCCAGAAGAAAGGGAAUAAAUUCGAGACAGAUACCGAAAAGUAGAUACUCUCUGCAUAUUUUAUUGGAAAUGCUGAUGGUGACUUAACCUUCCGACACUGUCUUUUAUAAUAAUCCAAAACAUAGAAAACAAUAUGUGCGAGGCACACACGAGCACGCGGUCCGGGGGGGGG